AUGUCAGAUGAAUGGAUCGAAAAAGGUCUCGUUGCUGAAGCUGCUCGUCAGAGACAACUUGAGACGGUCAACUUUCGACUUAAGAAGCUCGACUUCGACGGCGUCGAACCUGAGCUUGGCAUGCACUUGUUAUCAUUACACUGGAACCGGCAACACCAUUCUUUCCUUACUACCUAUCGCCCAGCCUUCAUGCGUGACAUGGCAUGUGGCGGUCCGUACUUCUCCAAACUUCUCUUGAAUGCCAUCUACUUCGGCGCCAGCAAGUUCAGUCCACGGCAUGAAGUUCGCCGUGCAGCAGAUGAUGUCCGCACUGCUGGGUGGCAAUUUCGUGAAAGAGUGAGGGAGCUCCUAGGAGGUGCUUUGGACAAGAGUGAAAUCACAACAAUUCAAGCGUUGCUAGUUAUGACCAACUCGUUGUUUGCUCUUGGCGAUGAGCGCAGUGCUGCGUGGUUGUACGCUGGGCUGGCAUUUCGCAUGAUUGUUGACCUCGGUCUUCACGUUGAUAAGCCUGAAUUUGCAGGAUAUCGCAAGCUUUCUGAUGAGGACCAUGAAAUUCGGCGUCGUGUUUUCUGGGCAGCAUUUGUCGUCGACAAGAUCCAAAGCCUCUAUCAAGGUCGCCCAGUAAGCAUGACAGACACACUCGUACCCACCAAAUUCCUCGACACCUACGAAGAACUUGAGCAUUGGACACCCUUUUCCUAUUCCACGCAACCAGACGCCGUCUAUCUAGGUUCGCCGGCUUAUAGUAUCUCCACGUUUCGACACCUUUGCCAGCUCUCGGUUAUUCUGAGCGACAUACUCAGCACCAUCUAUACCGAAAGAAGCUUCGACCUCCUGAGAGCAUACGACAAAACUUUCAGUGUGCGGAGAGCUCCUUACCUGAUUUCCUAUGCGACUUAUGUUGCUGCCACUGUGCAUGCCCGUAUUGCAGCCAAGCGUGGUGCCGGCUCACAAGCUCACAAGAGCCUAGAGACUUGCUUAGCCGUUUUCCGCGACAACCAAGAGACUAAUUGGGCUGUACGACGCGCCAAUGCCAUUAUUCAGAGCCUGAUGAAGAGAUUGGGUGUUGUUGCACCCGAGCUGAAUGAUAUACAUAUCGGCAGUGGUGAAGACAACCACAGCAGCGCACCAGACGUUUCUUUGGGCAGUGCAAUGGAUCGCGAACCAAGCCUACAAAGCUUCGAUAUCGAUGGCAUUAUCCAGAGUUUUGUCCGAGAUCAGGACUCUACGCAUCCAGCGCAGCCAGGUUCAAUGGACCCUACUGCCGAAUUGGCUGUACCUGGAGUGCCGCCGUCGGCAUACAGUACUACGGAGACGGCAAACCUGCCCUUUGGAAAUUCUGGAGAUUGGACUUAUCAGGGCCAACAGCAAACCUUCAGUGAGCAACCGUUUUCAGUAGAUGACCUACUUUAUGGAUUCAACGGGUCAGAGCUUGAUCAAUUCACAAUGCUGGACUGGGACAUGUAA
Alternaria metachromatica is the source of this 1467-nucleotide messenger RNA. RefSeq lists its product as uncharacterized. Bases 1 to 1467 code for a protein of 488 amino acids. The transcript has 3 exons. Gene Ontology annotation, biological process: DNA-templated transcription. Gene Ontology annotation, molecular function: zinc ion binding; DNA binding. The record is from RefSeq and is a predicted model, not a curated record. NCBI's taxonomy places the organism in Eukaryota, Fungi, Ascomycota, Dothideomycetes, Pleosporales, Pleosporaceae.